Messenger RNA from Blepharisma stoltei, 3164 nucleotides. NCBI's taxonomy places the organism in Eukaryota, Ciliophora, Heterotrichea, Heterotrichida, Blepharismidae. The record is from the annotation of a GenBank genome assembly.
AUGUCAGAUAUUCAGCAACAAUGAUGGGAUGAAGAAGUCAAAUGCAUGUACAAACUCAUCAUUUUUUACAGCUAUAUUCUAUUUUCUGUCUCCCUCUUUCCUAGAAUUUUAUAUUUCUUAUAUAGCCUCUCAUCUGAAUUAGGAAUAUUUAUUUGCGCUUUAUUUUUUACACAUUUGAUGUGCAUUUUGAUUAUUAAAUAUUUCGAAAAGAAACCUUCAUUACCAAAAACAAUCGCCGCUAUUAUUUUUGCUGAAAUUUAUUCAUUUACCUGUUAUAUGCCAUGCAUAAAAAAUAAAGAGCAUCUAUGCUUGAGAUGAAUUUUCUCAUUGGUGUUAACAACACAAUUUCAGCUUCCAAUUGUAAAAAAUAAGGUAAUUUUCAAUUUACUGCUUAUCAAGCAUAUUUUAAUGUGGUAUUAUUUAUCAAUUGACUUUAGCAUAAUAAAAAAGACUUAUGAUUUAACUCCACUGAUUGCUGCAACAGCAAUCAUUGUGGUUUGCAAUAUUGGUAAUUAUUAUCGUCUAAAAAUCUCAUAUGAAAGAUUUGUGUUUUUUAAAGAAGUAGAAGAUUCCAAGAAAAGGUUCGAGUUAAUUACACAAGCACUUACUGAUGGAAUCUUAGUUAUUACUCUAAAUCGAGUAAUUGAAUUUUAUAAUGGUAAUACUCUUGAAUUUCUAAACUGCAAUCCUCAAGAAAUUUUAUCUGAGCUCUCAAAGUGUAAAUAUUGUGCAGAUAAAAAAAUUUCUCAAUUAAAUCAAUCUAGCUUGCUUAUUGAUGAUAUAAAUUAUAUUUUCGAAAAUGUUCAAGUAGAGGAGGUGACUCUCGGGGUGAUUCAAAUAAAUAAUAUUAAUCUGGAAUGGAAAGCAAAAAAUAUUAUUUGAGAAAGUAAUCAAGCUAUAUUUUUGACUAUUAGGAACAUCAAUCAAAUUAUUGAGUUAGAAAAAUCUAUAGCUAAUGACCAUAUGAAAACAGUUCUUUUAAGAUCAGUUUCGCAUGAGCUAAAAACUCCGCUCAAUGCUAUAGCUUUUUUUACAGAUGAGUUGAUAGAAAAGCCACUAAUUGAGCUGCCAGAUAGUGAAAAAGAAAAAUUAAAAUUAGUCUUAAUUUCGUCAAAACUCAUGCUUUCUCUAAUUAAUGAUUUACUAGACUACUCAAAAAUGCUUGCAGGAGCUUUUACUAUAAAUAAAACGUACUCUGAUAUAAGGCAAACUGUUUAUAACGCAUGUGAUUUGAUAAGUAUGCAAGCUAAAAAGAAAAAUAUAAGCCUGAUUUAUAGAAUUGAUCCUAAUAUACCUGAAUUAGUUUUUACUGAUAUUGUGAGAUUCAGCCAAAUUUUAUUGAAUCUGCUAACUCCUCGCCCCUCCAUGAGCGAAUAAAAUCUUUAGAAAAAUCACUAUUUUUUGGGUAAAACCCCACCUUCAUGAGUGAACAAAAAUUGUUUAUGAAAAAAUAAAUGAUUAUAAGUAUAAUUAGUAUGGUGAAAUCUCGAGCUAAUUCUGCUUAAUUUUUAACAAAUUGUACUUUAAAAACAUAAAUUUUACUAAAAUUUAUAUAUAAAUUUUUAAAAAAACAAAAAUUAUCCCCUUUUGUGAUCGAGCAAAAUUUUUUUGUUCCCUCACGGAAGGGGCAGUAAGCAAUGCACUAAAAUUUACUAUUAAAGGAUACAUAGAAAUUUGCAUUUGAAUUAAUUCUAACAAUAAACUCGAAUGCAAAGUAGAAGACACAGGGAUUGGCAUAAGUAAAGAAGCAAAAAAGAAAUUAUUUACAGAAUUUAGUACAAAUUAUGACCCUGUUUUGAAUUCUCAAGGAAAUGGCUUACUCCCCCCCUCCGAGAGUGAACAAACCAUUAGAAAAAUCGCUAUUUUUUGCCCAAAAACCCACCCUCCGUGAGUGAACAAAAAUUUUUUUAAUAGAAAAAUUUUUUAAGGAAAAAAAAUUUGAUAUAUAAAUGAUAAUUAUUAUAACGAAAUCUAGAGCUAAUUCUGUUUUAAUUUAAACAAAUUGCUUUUUAAAACAUAAAUUUAUAAAUUAAAUUAAUAUUUGCUUUCCAAUUUUUGUGAAUUAGGAUUUUUUUAAAUUUCGAAAAAAUAUUUUUUAUAAAAUUUAUAUAUAAAAUUUUUUUUAAACAAAAAAAUUAACCCCGCUCCGUGAGUGAACAAAAUUUUUUUGUUCACUCACGGAGGGGGGGAGUUAGGGCUAUGAAUAUCAAACUUCUUACUCCCCCCCUCCCUGGGUGAACAAAAAAAUUUUGUUCACUUACGGGGGGUUUACUUUUUUUUUUUAAAAAAAUUUAUAUAUAAAUUUAUAGAAAAUUUUUUCUUCGAAAUUUUAAAAAAAUCCCACUUCUCGAAAAUUGGAAGGCAAAUAUUAAUUUAAUUUGUAAAAUUUAUGUUUUAAAAAUGAAAUUUGUUUAAAAUUAAACAGAAUUAACUCGAGAUUUCAUGAUAAUAGUUAUCUCUUAUAUAUCAAAAUUUUUUCCCAUAAAAAAUUUUCUAUUAAAGAAAUUUUUGUUCACUCACGGAGGGUGGGUUUUUGGGCAAAAAAUAGGGAUAUUUCUAAUGGUUUUGUUCACCUACGGAGGGGGGAGUUAGUGAAAUCAUUAGGUGGCUCAGGGAUAAGAGUCAAAUCAAAGCUAGGAAAAGGAUCCCAAUUUCAAUUCUCUAUAGAUGCUUUUGAAAAUCCACAAGAAUUAAGAGAUUUUGAAGAAGUUCUUACAACCGAUGAAGAAGUAGAUUGGUUGGAUUUUUACUUUAACAAAGAUUUUAAUGUAUCUUUAAACUCCAAAGUUCUUAUCGUAGACGACAAUGAACUUAAUAGAAUGAUUGUUGGCUCAAUUUUAAGCCAAAGCGGCAUCAGCUAUGCAGAAGCUUGAAAUGGAAAAGAAGCCUUAAAUAAAAUCAUUGAGUGCAGUAACAAAGGAUAUAUGUACUCAGCAGUGAUUAUGGAUUGUAAUAUGCCCGAAAUGGAUGGUUUUGAGGCGACAAGAGAAAUAACGAAAUUGUAUCAAAUGAAAAAAAUAAAUGACAUGCCAAGCAUAAUCGGCUAUUCAGCAUACAGCUCAGAUGAUGACAGGAAUGCCUGCAUUGAGUGCGGAAUGGUAGAUUAUUUAACUAAGCCUUCACCAUCAGAAAAUAUCAUAAAAGUGAUUAAACGGUAUCUAUAG